Messenger RNA from Uranotaenia lowii, 3621 nucleotides. RefSeq names its product transportin-3 (gene Tnpo-SR). The transcript has 6 exons. The record is from RefSeq and is a predicted model, not a curated record. Bases 421 to 3255 code for a protein of 944 amino acids. NCBI's taxonomy places the organism in Eukaryota, Metazoa, Arthropoda, Insecta, Diptera, Culicidae. Gene Ontology annotation, cellular component: nuclear membrane; cytoplasm. Gene Ontology annotation, molecular function: small GTPase binding. Gene Ontology annotation, biological process: protein import into nucleus.
AGAAACUUUAGAAACUUCUACGGCGCGUUUGACACUCUCGGAUUUUCACUAAAUUGUUUCGUUUAAAAUAUGGUGUUAAAUAGUGGAUAAUUCGGUUCAUUUUAGUGUUAAGCUGCAUCGGAAAGUUCCGGUGAAUCAUUUUCCACAGUCGUCAAGAAGCUGAACGACCCAUAUCGUUGUUAAAAAGGCAGUGAAAAGAUUCCGAGAGGUUCAUUUUGUGGCUUUGGCAGAAGGCGUGCAAAAAAUAAAACGUUCAUAGAGCCAGGCUUGACUAGGAAGGAAGCAGCAAAGGCAAACAACUCGAUUGUUUCGUGUGAAAAUUCCUGGAAAGGAUCUACGAUUUGAAACAUCCUUACACCUCAAAAUCGGAAGUGAUUUAUUUUAUUCCGCUAAAAAAAUUUACUGAAGCGGCCCAUUGAAAUGGAUCAUCCGACAGCGGAAGCUGUUUUGCAGGGAGUCUAUACUUUGUAUAAUAAUCCGAACAAACAGGAGAAAGAAAAGGCGUCGAAGUGGUUGGAGGAAUUUCAAAAAUCGAUACAUUCUUGGGAAAUCGCCGAUCAGUUGUUGCAGCAGAAACAUGAUCUCAACUCCUGCAUAUUUGCGUCGCAAACCAUGCGGAAUAAGAUACAGAAUUCAUUUCACGAACUGCCAGAAUCCGCCCACGAUUCACUGCGACAGAGCUUGCUGGAACACAUUAGCCACAUAACCCUCGAAACGAAACCGGUCAUCGUAACGCAGCUUUCGCUGGCUUUGGCCGAUCUAGCGCUACUGAUGUCUUCUUGGCACAAACCGGUCGUCACCCUACUGGAAAGAUUUUCUAACAAUCCACACAUGAUGAAUGCCGUCAUUGAGCUGUUAACCCUUAUCCCGGAAGAAAUCAACUCACGCUACCUACGCCUAGGGGCCAAUCGAAGGAAAGACGUUUUGACAGAACUUGAGACCGAUUCUAAUCUGGUUUGCGAUUACCUGUUGCUGUGCUUGAUGAACUGCAACGAAAACGAAAUUUUGCAGACGAAGAUUUUGAAGUGUUUUACUUCCUGGGUCCAAAUAAAUGCAUUUAAAUUGACCCAAAUCGACGAUAAUAUGAUAGUGGCGUACUCGUUCCAAAUUCUAGCUAACGUCAAUACAAAGCCGGAGAUUCAUGAUGCUGCAACGGAUUGCUUAUGUGCACUUUUGAACUGUCUGGAAAUGAACAACAACAGCAAUGGCUUGGAUGUCAAGCUGUUCACUGGAGUACUCUCGUUAGAAGAAGCAUAUAACAUGUCUGUGGCUCAGGAGGAUCUUGACAAGUCGAUGAAUCUGUGCCGAUUGUUUACCGUGCUAGUGGAAAGUAAUCUUGUGCGCAUGGUGGCUGCAUCGGAAGGCACAACGCCUCAUUAUUCAAUAAAAAGCCUUGAUCUGGUGCUGGUCUGCGUUGCACACUAUGAUUUCGAAGUUGCUGAAAUUACCUUCAAUAUGUGGUACAGAUUGAGCGAGGAUCUGUACCAACGCAACAACGAAGCUCUUACAGCUCACUUCAAACCGUACGUAGAGCGAUUGAUCGCCGCUCUCUACAAACACUGUCAAAUGGAAGCUGAUCACGAAGGACUUAUAGAGGAAGGAGAUUCUUUCAAGGAUUUCCGCUUCAAAGUUUCGGAGAUAAUUAAGGAUGUGAUAUUUAUUGUCAGUUCGAUAAGUUGCUUCAAGCAAAUGUUUCUGAUUCUACAGAGCCCAAAUGUUACUUGGGAAUCGAGCGAAGCUGCGCUGUUCAUCAUGGAAAAUGUUGGCCGUAAUAUUUUACCAGAGAUUAUGCAAUUGGGAGAGCGUGACAUACCAGCAUCCAGAUUCAACCAACUCUGUGAGGAAAGCGAGGUGGUACCGAAAGUAGUAGAAGCAAUCCUGAACCUGCCAGAUAACUGUCACAUUGCCAUCCGUUAUACGUCGAUUAACAUCUUGGGGGAGCUCUGCGAUUGGAUCGAUUCCAAUUCGGAAACUUUAGAGCCGAUUCUAAAUUUUUUAUUAUGUGCUCUUCAGCAGAAAAACGGAUUAGCAACUGCUGCGGCUAAUGCGUUGCAAUCAAUUUGUGCCGCGUGCCAGAAACACAUGUUGGGUCAUAUAUCUGGUCUGAUGGAAAUUGCACGCUGUUUGGACGGGUUUGAAAUUCAAAUGGAAUCAGCCAUUGGUCUACUCAAAGGUAUAUCUAUUAUUAUCGGAAGGCUCCCGGCUGAGCAGUUGACCCCAGCUAUGCAGGAGCUGUGUAACUUCCAGGUACAACCACUUAGUCAGCUAAUAAGCGGCGAAGAUGAUGGGUUAGUUCUUAAGAAAGAACGACACGAUCCAACGUUCUGGGUUGAUCGCUUGGCAUCCAUCUAUCGCCACGUGAAUCCAACGGUGCCAGCAAAUGAAGUGAAUCCUUGUGUGUUCGUUAUUGUGACCAAUUGGUCUGUUCUCUCGCAAGCGAUGGAACGGUACAAAAAUGACUCUAAAGUAAUGGAACGCAUUGUUCGCUGCAUCAGAUACGCAAUUCGUUGCAUUGGGCAACAGGCAAUACCGAUUUUGGAAACAUUGGUCAAACAGAUUAUAACUAUUUACUCAGGUCAUAAUCACAGCUGUCUGCUGUACCUAGGAAGUAUUCUUGUUGAUGAGUUUGCAUGCGAAGCUAGUUGUAUACAAGGAUUGUUAAACAUGCUUCAAGCUUUCAUUGAACCAACUUUCCAAGUUCUGCAAGUCGAAAACGGACUAAAGAAUAAUCCCGACAUGGUGGACGACUUUUUCCGAUUAGUUGCACGAUUCAUUCAACGUUCACCAUUUCAACUGCUGCAAAGUCCAUUGGUGGCACCGAUCAUCCAGUGUGGACUUUUGGCCUGCACACUGGAUCAUCGGGAUGCGAAUCUAUCAGUGAUGAGAUUUUUCUGUAGUCUGCUGGGUUAUGGACGACAUGAUCGUGCCAAUGAGCUCCGGACGAUUGUUCAUGGCAUAUUGCUACAACAUGGUGAAUCACUCAUCAUGAACCUACUGUAUGCGUCCGUUUUCUGCCUCCACUCAUAUAUGCUGCCUGACGUGGCUGAUGUGUUUGUUGAAAUGAAGCACUUGAACCCACAACAAUUGGAGGGUUACAUACGGAAAGCAGUCGAUGCACUUCCUAAAAAGAACAGUGGCGGUAGCAUAACGGUCACUAACGAACAGAUGAUAGAGUUCGUCGAUAACAUUAUCAAGUCUGAAACUUCACGAGCGGCUACGCAAGCUCUACAAGAAUUUGCACGACUAUACCGAUAAGAUUGAAAAGACGAUACAGUCUUUCAUUGAUUCUGAGGCGUUUUCCUUUGUGUAGUAUGAUUCUGGACGGAAUGCGCGUGUAUGAGAUAAUCUAUUUUAUCGUGUACAUAUAUUUUUUUUUCUUUCCUAUAUCUACUGAUACAAUAGAAAUUGUAUUUCUUCCUAACGUAGGCGAUUAUUUUAGUAAAAGUAAUACCUAAAUAGAUGGAUUCGUUAGAAUAUUUAGCAAUUGAUGCAAGUAGGAAUAUAAUGAAGAGUGCAGUACGAGAGUUCAUAGGAAAUGUCUUAAAUAUUGAAAAUGACUAUUACAAUUGACUAUGAUUGUACCACAAAAACAAUGAAUAAACAUUAAAAAAAAUGUGACGA